CGACCCCUUCCACUCCUCCCCUCGACACCCGUAGCUCUCCCCCUCGCCUUGGAGCUCCCCUAUCCGCUCCAUGGCCGAAGCAUCGCCGCCGAUCCCCCUCAGCCACUUCUUGGCCAUGGCUCUUCCCCUCCCUUUCUUCGGCGUCCCCUACUCCCUCCGGAUCCUGCGGAGUCUCCGCCGCCCUCCAGUUCCGCCGGGGAAGCCCUGUCGUUGCGACCCUGACCCUGCCUUGCUCCGGCCAUGGCGCCCGAGUCGUGGCGUCGGCACUGUGGGCCGUCCCACGCGACCCCGCGGCCACCAGCAGGCACGGCGUGGAGUUGCGGAGCCCCUCCGCUUGUCAUCCGGCCCCGGGGAGCAGUUAGGCGACGGCCAGGUCGGCGGCCGGCCCGCCCCUGUUCUCUGCGUCGCGCUGGAGAAGAAGGCCAGGCGGGAGGAGAGGGAAGAUGCCAUGGGCCCCGCCUGUCAUUGUCUCAGCGCUGACGUGGCGGACCUUCUGACUGGAUUAAGUGGAAGCGCAUUUCAUCCCCGCCCGCCGAAGUGCUUAUUUUGUGAACGUUCACUGCUUUAGUGCAUUUUCUGCCUAAAAAGUGAACGGCCACAACUUUUCAAACGUAACUCCGAUUGAGGUGAUUCCAACGCUCACGUUCUUUGUUCGUCGAGCCCUUUCCGUUGGUAUCAUUUUCAUAAUGUUUUCAUAUAGUGAAAAUGACCAUUUUGCCCUUGCCCGUAAAGAGCCCCCUCCGAGAGAGAACUGUUUCCGGCAACUUUUUCUGCGGUCGUUUCACACUUUUUCCCAGAGUAUUUAUUGACCCCCAGGCAAGCCAACCUCUUAUCAUGAGCCCCGAACUUGCAUGUUUACUUUGCUUGCACCUUGUGUGUGUGUAGUUGCAGUUGUUUCAUAUCGUUUUCA
Molecule: messenger RNA, 910 nt
Organism: Aegilops tauschii subsp. strangulata
Lineage: Eukaryota; Viridiplantae; Streptophyta; Magnoliopsida; Poales; Poaceae
Source: RefSeq, a predicted model, not a curated record